Messenger RNA from Drosophila busckii, 2603 nucleotides. RefSeq names its product cell division cycle 5-like protein (gene Cdc5). The record is from RefSeq and is a predicted model, not a curated record. Gene Ontology annotation, biological process: mRNA splicing, via spliceosome; regulation of transcription by RNA polymerase II. Gene Ontology annotation, molecular function: DNA-binding transcription factor activity, RNA polymerase II-specific; RNA polymerase II transcription regulatory region sequence-specific DNA binding. NCBI's taxonomy places the organism in Eukaryota, Metazoa, Arthropoda, Insecta, Diptera, Drosophilidae. The coding region runs from base 46 to 2517 and encodes 823 amino acids. Gene Ontology annotation, cellular component: Prp19 complex; spliceosomal complex. The transcript is spliced from 4 exons.
AUUUGCUCCAUUUUAAAGUGAAAUUAAAUAAUAUAAAAUAGCAACAUGCCGCGAAUAAUGAUCAAAGGCGGCGUCUGGCGCAACACUGAGGAUGAGAUUCUCAAGGCGGCGGUAAUGAAAUAUGGCAAAAAUCAAUGGAGUCGUAUUGCUUCAUUGCUGCAUCGCAAAUCCGCCAAACAGUGCAAGGCACGUUGGUAUGAAUGGCUGGACCCGAGCAUCAAGAAGACGGAAUGGUCCCGCGAGGAAGACGAGAAGCUGCUACACUUGGCCAAGCUGAUGCCGACACAAUGGCGCACAAUAGCGCCAAUUAUUGGACGCACGGCAGCUCAAUGCUUGGAGCGCUAUGAAUAUUUGCUUGACCAGGCGCAGCGCAAGGAAGAUGGCGAGGAUACCAUGGACGACCCGCGCAAGCUAAAGCCGGGUGAAAUUGAUCCCAAUCCAGAGACAAAGCCGGCGCGCCCGGAUCCCAAAGAUAUGGACGAAGACGAGCUGGAAAUGUUGUCCGAGGCACGUGCGCGUCUGGCCAAUACCCAAGGCAAGAAGGCCAAGCGCAAAGCGCGUGAGAAGCAGUUGGAAGAGGCGCGUCGUCUGGCUACACUGCAGAAGCGUCGCGAGCUGCGUGCUGCCGGCAUUGGCAGUGGCAAUCGGAAACGCAUCAAAGGCAUUGACUACAAUGCGGAGAUACCCUUUGAAAAGCGCCCGGCGUUGGGCUUCUACGACACAGCCGAAGAGCAUCUGCAGAAGAAGGAGCCAGACUUCAAUAAAAUGCGCCAACAGGAUCUGGAUGGUGAGCUGCGUUCCGAGAAGGAGGAGCGCGAGCGUAAGCGUGACAAGCAGAAGCUCAAGCAGCGCAAGGAGAACGAAGUGCCCACGGCAAUGCUGCAGAAUGCGGAACCGGAACGCAAGCGCUCCAAGCUAGUGCUACCCACGCCACAGAUUUCGGAUCAGGAGCUGCAGCAGGUGGUUAAGCUGGGACGCGCUAGUGAAAUGGCCAAAGAAAUCGCUGGCGAAAGUGGCAUAGAGACCACAGAUGCGCUGCUGGCGGACUACUCCAUAACGCCCCAAAUUGCUGCCACUCCGCGUACGCCAGCGCCCUACACAGAUCGCAUAAUGCAGGAGGCGCAGAAUAUGAUGGCGCUCACCCACACAGAGACGCCACUUAAGGGCGGCAUCAAUACGCCACUACAUAAUCCGGACUUUUCGGGCGUUCUACCCAAAGCGGCAGCUAUUGCUACGCCCAACACAGUGAUUGCCACGCCCUUCCGCACGCAACGCGAAGGCGGCGGUGCCACACCAUCUGGUUUCCUAACACCCGCCUCGGGAGCCUUGGUGCCCGUGGCCAAGACAGGCGCAGCUGGCAGCACUCCCGCCAAUGUGCGCGACAAGCUGAGCAUCAAUGCGGAGGAGAACAUGGGCGUCACUGAGACGCCAGCGCUGUACAAGAACUACCAGAAGCAAGUAAAGUCCACGCUACGCGAAGGUUUGUCCACGCUGCCGGCGCCAAGGAACGACUACGAGAUUGUGGUGCCGGAGCAGGAUGACAGUGAACCGAUGGAAACAGAUGCUGCACCCGCCAUCGAAGAUCAAGCCGAUGUGGAUGCACGCGUGCUGGCCGAACAGGAAGCCCAACGCAAGCGCGAACUGGCCAAGCGUUCCCAAGUCAUACAACGCAGUCUGCCGCGUCCCAUUGAAGUCAACACCAAGAUACUGCGACCACAGGCGGAGAAGCAAAAUCUCACCGAGCAGCAGCAGGCGGAGGAGCUAAUAAAGCAUGAGAUGAUUACCAUGCAGCUUUACGAUUCUGUGCGAGAUCCGGUGCCUGGUCAGUCACAGCAGAAGCUAGAGCAGCUGCAGAGCUACUUCAAGGCCAAUCCUUAUGAGGAGAUCUCUGAGCAGGAGCUAGCGGAUGCUAAGCAAAUGCUUGCUGAAGAAAUGGAAGUAGUCAGAGAGCGCAUGGCGCAUGGCGAGCUGCCGCUGGAUGUCUACGCUCAGGUGUGGCAGGAGUGCCUUGGCCAGGUGCUCUAUUUGCCAUCGCAGCAUCGCUAUACACGCGCUAAUUUGGCCAGCAAGAAGGAUCGUUUGGAGUCGGCGGAGAAACGCCUGGAGACGAAUCGACGCCACAUGGCCAAGGAGGCCAAGCGCUGUGGCAAAAUUGAAAAGAAGCUAAAGAUACUCACAGGCGGUUACCAGGCGCGAGCACUGGUGCUCAUGAAGCAGCUGCAGGAAACCUAUGCGCAAAUUGAACAGAACUCUGUGUCGCUCUCCACGUUCAAGUUCUUGAGCUUGCAGGAGGCGGUUGCAGUGCCGCGACGCCUUGAUGCGCUGCAAGAGGAUGUGCGUCGGCAGAUGGAGCGUGAGAAGGAGCUGCAGCAAAGGUAUGCAGAUCUGGCCCAGCAGCGGGACUCGCUCUACGAACAGAUUGAACUGCAUGGAGGUGAGCUUCCCUCGCUGCCGUCGCCAGCGGCGUCGUCGUCGCAACAGCCGACCACCGAGUCGACCGAAUCAGAUGAAUCCUAGAGAGACACACACACACACACACACAAAUAGAGUUAAUGCAUUAAACAUGUACUUUGCCCAAAAUAUUUAAUAUAUGCUACAAAAAA